Messenger RNA from Cimex lectularius (bed bug), 4036 nucleotides. RefSeq names its product manganese-transporting ATPase 13A1. The record is from RefSeq and is a predicted model, not a curated record. Gene Ontology annotation, cellular component: endoplasmic reticulum membrane. Gene Ontology annotation, biological process: intracellular calcium ion homeostasis. NCBI's taxonomy places the organism in Eukaryota, Metazoa, Arthropoda, Insecta, Hemiptera, Cimicidae. The transcript is spliced from 21 exons. Bases 444 to 3905 code for a protein of 1153 amino acids. Gene Ontology annotation, molecular function: ATP hydrolysis activity; P-type ion transporter activity; ATP binding.
AUAAUGAAAUAAAAACGAUUGUUUAGGGAAUGAUUCGUGCUGUUUUGUAAAUUGGCGGUCAUGACGCCAUUGCACACCCAAUAUUUCGAAGGUUAAAAACAAAAAAAUGUCAAUUAAUCGCAUCCUUUGUAUUAAUUGUAAAAAAGAAAAGAGAUUGUCUUGAAACGUAGACCCGUAGAAGAAAAGGAGAGAUAAAUUCGUGAACGCCUUUUUUCGAUUAUCAGCUUGAUCCGUGUUUCGUUGAUAAGAGUAGCUUAACGUCGGGUUUGCCGAGUCGCCAGCAGGCCUGUCUUACGUGUGCCUUUCCCUGUCGACUUUCGUGUUUCGUACCGUUGUGAAAGUCAAACGACGUUCUUUGCUCAAAUGAGGCCGACCGUGUCUCGAGGGCGAUACGCUGCUUGUUCGACGUAGAUAUACACAGAAUACAGACAGCCGACAGCGAGAUGUUCAAAAGGAGGGUGGACGAUCUCGUCCAAAAUGUCACCCUGUACAAGCUCCGGCCCAUUAUAUUCCACGGGACCAUGUUUCCCUUCAUCAUUCCCUACCUGGCCUGGUUCUACUGCUGGCUCUUCGUUUACGGGCUUGAGGAGUUUUCAGAAGCCGGUUUCGUCGGGACGGCGGUCAUCGCUGUUCUGCAGGUACUCUGCUGCCUAUGCUGCUACUGGUCUGUCCACGUGCAGACUUUCCUCAACUGCAAAAAGACCAACAAACCUGAAGAUGCUGAGUUGGUGAAGGUUGUCCCUACCGAAAAUAAUGGUUCAUCCGAAUUAGUAGCUUUACAACAUCCUGAGGCUAUAGGUGAUACAUCUGAAUGGUUUAUAUUUCAAAAGACAAAAUAUAUAUGGAGUGCGGACAAAAAGGAAUUCCAUGGUCUUGAAUUCCCUAUAAAUUUACAGUAUGGUGAUUAUAUGCAGUGGAAAGGGUAUCAGGAUGAAAUUGAGCUUUUGAAAGCUGAAACAAAAUAUGGCAAGAAUAGGUUGGAUAUGGCCGUACCAGAAUUCAUGGAGUUGUUCAAAGAAAGAGCAACUGCACCAUUUUUCAUUUUUCAAGUUUUCUGUGUCUUCCUUUGGUGUUUGGACAAAUAUUGGUAUUACUCGAUAUUCACGCUUGUCAUGCUGAUUCUUUUCGAGUGCACUCUUGUACAGCAGCAGUUAAGGAAUAUGGCCGAGAUAAGAAAAAUGGGAAACAAACCAUAUUCAAUUCAGGUUUACAGAAACAAACGAUGGAGAUCGAUUAUGUCUGAUCAACUCAUUCCAGGGGACAUCGUCUCCAUAACAAGAUCUCAGAGUGAUAAUUUAGUGCCGUGUGAUAUGUUGUUACUUAGAGGGCCUUGUAUAGUCGAUGAAAGCAUGCUCACAGGGGAAUCCGUACCACAGAUGAAAGAGCCGAUAGAAAAUUUAGAUUCUAAAAUUCAGCUAGACAUAGAUGGCGGUGGAAAAUUGCAUGUGUUGUAUGGUGGUACCAAAGUUGUACAGCAUACUCCACCUAGUAAAACCUCAUCAGGAUUAAGAGCUCAGGAUAAUGGAUGUGUUGCUUAUGUUCUAAGGACUGGAUUUAAUACAUCACAAGGAAAACUCCUCCGCACAAUUCUUUAUGGAGUAAAACGCGUUACAGCGAACAAUCUUGAAACUUUCGGUUUUAUUCUAUUUUUACUUGUUUUUGCUGUUGCUGCUGCAGUUUAUGUUUGGGUCAAAGGCUCUGCAGAUCCUACAAGAAAUAAAUACAAGUUGUUCUUGGAGUGCACGCUCAUCCUUACAUCAGUCAUUCCGCCGGAAUUGCCUAUUGAACUUUCUCUAGCAGUAAACACGUCCCUUGUUUCGUUGUUCAAGCUCGCUGUGUUCUGCACGGAGCCAUUUAGGAUACCGUUUGCGGGCAAAGUGGAAAUAUGCUGUUUUGACAAGACGGGGACGUUAACAAGUGAUGAUUUGGUUGUGGAAGGCAUAGCUGGAAUAGGAGAUAAGCCUGAAGAAGUAACAAAUUUGGCUGAUGUGCCGCAAGAGAGCAUUCAGGUGUUAGCGACAUGCCACGCCCUAGCCCAACUUGAGGAUGGCAUAGUUGGCGAUCCAUUGGAAAAGGCCACAUUAUCUGCUAUUGACUGGAAUCUAACUAAAGGUGAUGCUGUAAUCCCAAAGCGAGGAAAAGCCCCUGGGAUGAAGAUAUUUGCAAGGCACCACUUUUCAUCCUCCCUGAAGAGGAUGUCAGUCAUCGCUGGCUACACUGUUCCAGGCACUACCGAUACAACUUACAUUGCCACGAUUAAAGGAGCACCCGAGACACUCAAGGGCAUGUUUGAUGAAGUACCUGAAACAUACGAUAAAGUCUACCUUGACCUAUCACGUCGUGGAGCCAGGGUUUUGGCUCUGGGAUGGCGGAUGUUAGGCCAUUUGUCGCACCAAGAGCUUAGAGAAAUGACUAGAGAGCAGGCUGAAUCAAAAAUGAAAUUCGCCGGGUUUAUAAUAAUUUCUUGCCCUUUGAAGCCCGACUCAAAAGCUGUGAUCAAAGAGAUUGUCAAUGCAUCUCAUUUUGUAAUGAUGAUUACUGGUGAUAACCCACUUACUGCUUGCCAUGUAGCAAAGGAAUUAAAAUUUAUAAGGAAGCCGAGAGGUGUUCUCAUUCUGACUGAAGUAAAAAAUGAUUGGGUUUGGGAAGAUAUAGAAAAAACCGUCCAAUACCCUGUUGAUCUACAGCAGGGAAUGCUUGUUGAAAAAUAUGACAUAUGUAUUACUGGAGAGGCCUUGAGUUAUUUAAUGAAUAAGCACAGCACACUGCUUAGACAAAUUUUGCCGCACGUAUCUGUAUUCGCAAGGGUUGCUCCAAAACAAAAAGAAUUUGUUGUUGUCACAUUAAAAUCUCUGGGAUACACGACGCUAAUGUGCGGAGAUGGAACAAACGACGUAGGUGCCCUUAAACAUGCACAUUGUGGAGUGGCAAUUCUUACAAAUGCCCCAGAAGCAAAAUUAGACAUGAAACAAAUAGUAAAGGAAAAAGAAAAAGUGAAAAUGUUAACAGAACGAUUAACAAACAAUCCAAGAGGAAACAACGAUCAAAGAGCUAACACUAUUAAUUCAACUAAUGAGAAAAUCCAGAAAUUAUUGAAAGAAAUUGAAGAAAGUGAGCAAGCUCAAAUUGUAAAAUUAGGUGAUGCCAGCAUUGCAGCACCUUUCACAAGCAAGAGAUCUUCAAUACAGUGCAUCUGCCAUGUGAUUAAGCAAGGACGAUGUACGUUGGUCACGACCUUACAAAUGUUCAAAAUUUUAGCGCUAAAUGCGUUGAUUCUCGCUUAUGCCCAAUCAGUUCUUUAUCUUGAUGGCAUACGUUUUAGCGAUAUGCAAGCCACUAUACAAGGCUUACUGUUGGCAUCGUGCUUUUUGUUCCUUUCCAGAUCUAAGCCUUUAAAAGUCCUUUCGAAGCAAAGGCCUUUACCAAACAUAUUCAACGCAUACACAGUGCUUACAGUGAUGCUUCAGUUCACCGUUCACUUUCUGUGCCUGAUAUAUUUAGUACAAGAAGCAAAUUUAAGAUCUCCUAUGAAGUCAAAGAAGCCAGUUAGUAUGGAUGACGAUUCCGAAUUUGAACCAAGUUUAUUAAACAGUACAGUUUAUAUAAUCUCAAUGUCUCUUCAAGUAUCAACAUUUGCGAUAAACUACAGGGGUCAUCCUUUUAUGGAAAGCAUAUUUGAAAACAAGUCACUUUUGUACAUAAUAACCUGUGCGACUGGUGGCAUUUUUGCCUUAGCACUUGGUGUGGUUCCAUAUGUCGCAUAUCAGUUUGAAAUAAUUGAUUUCGACCAAGAAUUCCGAAUGAUCCUCGUUGGAGUUUUAUGUGCAGACUUCCUGUUUUCAUACAUUGUUGACAGAAUAUGUCUUUUUAUUUUUGGAGAAGGACAGUUAAAAAUUAAGAAGUGAACUCCACAGCGGCAGGAUAUGUUACCAUCCUUUACUUAACGUAGACUGAAUUUUCAAUAAGGUUUUCCAUUGGAACAAUUUUUUUCUCCAGUGUCUGUUGAGCAAUCAGAAAUAUAUUUGUUUUAUUUUCA